CAUAAAUUCUUAUCUCCCAUCCUCACUCAACCAUAUAUUCAUUCUUUUUUAUUUAUUUUUUCUCUCUUGAAAUUUUUAUACAUUUUUUCCUCUCAUUUCCAUUGCAUAUCUCUCACUUUGCUCUUCCACAAGACAGAGUUUUGUGAUCAUCAUCAUCAUCAUCAUCAUAAUCAUCUCUUAUUGCUUCUCUCCUCUCUCUCUCUCUCUCUCUCUCUCUAUUUUCAGGAGAGCUAAGAUGGCAGAUUGCAACCGAGGUGAUAAUUAUUUCUCAUCCCAAAAUCACCAGGAUGAGUCAGUGCAGGGGAAGAAAUAUGGAGGACUUGUACCAAAGAAGAAGCCUUUGAUUUCAAAGGAUCACGAACGUGCAUUCUUUGAUUCUGCAGACUGGGCAUUAUGCAAGCAGCAAGGGGCAGGUGUGAAUCAAAAAUCCACAGCCGCUGUAGAAACCUUACGGCCAAAACUUAAGAGAACACCUCAUCAACAGCUCCCUCCAAGAAGGCCUGCUUGUGUCUCUGGUGGGGAAACCCUGGAGGACUAGAUUUUCUCUUGGGUGUGUUAAUAAAAAGGAGUUUAUAUAUUUGUUGAUGAUAAAAUUAGCUUGAUAAUAAUGUGCUUUUUAAGUUUCAAAUAUAGUUCAAUCAUAAUAAUAAAGCAAUUUGCUUUGCACAACAAGAGAUGUUCAGCCAUUUUGAAAGUUGAUGUGUAUUUAUGUUUGCUUGAUUAAUUUGUUUUAAUUAAGCUCUUCAUCA
This is a messenger RNA of Humulus lupulus (European hop), 749 nucleotides long. RefSeq lists its product as uncharacterized. Bases 236 to 538 code for a protein of 100 amino acids. The transcript has 8 exons. The record is from RefSeq and is a predicted model, not a curated record. Lineage: Eukaryota; Viridiplantae; Streptophyta; Magnoliopsida; Rosales; Cannabaceae.